AUGUGGAUAUCUUCACCAGCGGACGCUGAAAUGGUUCAACUCACUAAAGGUCUCUAUUCCUGUAAUGUAUUAUUUAACGACUUGAAGAUCCCAAUUGGUCUACCAUGCGUUUUGUCGGGUGACCUCUCAUUCUUCGGAAAUCCUGUGGUAUCUACGGGUUUGCUCACUCGAGACGAUAGUAUACUUGCCUCCAGUAUCCUAUUAGCUAGAAACUCGUUUUUAAAUCAUCCAUCAAGAUCGGAAGCCGUAAUUCCAAAUAGUAAUUCCUCCACACCGGUAGCUCAAAUCUACUCUCAGUUCCAGAAUUACUGUAAUUUGAGUGAAAAUGGAACAAGAAAUCCCUUUUUGCCUCCUUUGUUUCUUCAACAUAACAUGAGUUCCAAUCCUCCAAUGGGCACAACGGCACCUGAUACUUUCCCUACUCAGUUGCCCAACCUCGCUGCCUCGUUCUUGAGAAGCAGAUCUGGGUCAUUGAGUAGAAGAGCAUCCGAAUCCGAUCUUCAGAAAUUUGUCCCUCCAAAUACCGCUCCUUUUACUGAAAAUGGCGCAACUAUCCAACUCGAUUGUGCUCAAGAAGAGUUACUUCGAACGCUUAGAAAUAAAGCUCUCGUGAGUAAGAAUCCUGAUCCACUCUCAACCCAAUCGACUUCACAGGCUGAGCUCUAUCGAUCAAUUGGGAUGGAUUUCGAAUCCUCCAUGUUUGGCCUUGGGGGCGAUUCAGAGUCGAAAGUGAAUCCGAAUAAUCCUCCAAUAGUGAUGAAACAUUAG
Messenger RNA from Rodentolepis nana, 768 nucleotides. NCBI's taxonomy places the organism in Eukaryota, Metazoa, Platyhelminthes, Cestoda, Cyclophyllidea, Hymenolepididae. The record is from the annotation of a GenBank genome assembly.